AUGCCACCGCAGCUGGGCUUUCUCUAUUUCUGCAUUACAAAUCAUUCUAGAGAUGUCCAUGUAACUCAAACAUGGACACUGUUGUUUAACAUGGAGCUGUUGAGGUUUGUGUUCGUGUUGGUGUUGAGUGUGUGUGAAGCCGCAGCUGUGCCAUCCUGCAGGUGGACACACUUCAGACUCCAAACACUGAACGAGGAGAGCACUGGACUGCUCAAAAGCAUGGGUGGUCGGAUGCCACUGGAGUGUUUAGAGGAAAAAAACAACUCCUUUCCACAGGUGUCCUUUCCAAAGAAUGAAAACUUGCUCCCGAUUUCUCUUGAAACUUUUAAUGGAGUCGCCAAAAUCUUCAAUAACAACCACACAUCAGUCACAUGGGACACAAACAACCUGAGUCUCUUCAAGACCAUCAUCGAUAGACAAGUGGACAAUCUGCAGAAAUGCGUAGGGAAACAGGUCCAGACAGUGAUGGACAAAUCUGCGAGCAACAGCACUGAUACACUCAGGUCCUAUUUUGUAAAACUGGAAGAGCGACUGAAAGAGAAGGAGUUCAGCUCAUGCGCCUGGGAGAUAGUGAGAAAAGAGGUGCUGGAUAGUCUCGAGAAGUUGCAGACUUUCAUAGAGAGCAAGAACUGA
Molecule: messenger RNA, 633 nt
Organism: Tachysurus vachellii
Lineage: Eukaryota; Metazoa; Chordata; Actinopteri; Siluriformes; Bagridae
Product: interferon a3-like
Exons: 6
Coding region: 1-633 (210 amino acids)
Biological process (GO): defense response
Cellular component (GO): extracellular region
Molecular function (GO): cytokine receptor binding
Source: RefSeq, a predicted model, not a curated record